Oryzias latipes (Japanese medaka) is the source of this 2204-nucleotide messenger RNA. Its product is annotated as obg-like ATPase 1. NCBI's taxonomy places the organism in Eukaryota, Metazoa, Chordata, Actinopteri, Beloniformes, Adrianichthyidae. Gene Ontology annotation, cellular component: cytoplasm. The record is from RefSeq and is a predicted model, not a curated record. Gene Ontology annotation, molecular function: ATP binding; GTP binding; ATP hydrolysis activity.
GUCGUCCUCGUCAAAACACUUCCGCUUUGCUAACCAGUUUGCCUUUCCAGCGUAACUGUCGGUGUGAGCACACAUCUGAGUUGAACAUCCACGUAGCUCUGAGGCUAAAAACACUCAUAAAGAUGCCUCCGAAAAAGACCGAAGCCCCGAAACAGCCUCCAUUAAUCGGUCGGUUUGGAACAUCUCUGAAAAUUGGAAUUGUGGGAUUGCCUAAUGUUGGAAAAUCAACAUUUUUCAACGUUCUGACUAAAAGUCAAGCGGCAGCAGAAAACUUCCCAUUCUGCACAAUCGACCCAAAUGAGAGCAGGGUGCCGGUACCGGAUGAACGCUACGAUUUCCUCUGCCAGUAUCACAAACCAGCCAGUAAAGUUCCUGCCUUCCUGAAUGUCGUGGACAUUGCUGGUUUGGUGAAAGGAGCUCACGCGGGGCAGGGACUUGGAAACGCCUUCCUGUCCCACAUCAGUGCCUGUGAUGCCAUCUUUCACAUGACUCGUGCAUUCGACGAUGAAGAUAUUGUCCACGUGGAGGGCAACGUGGACCCAGUGAGAGACAUUGAGAUCAUCCACGAGGAGUUACGACUAAAGGAUGAAGAAAUGAUCGCUCCGAUUAUCGACAAGCUCGAGAAAACGGCUGUGAGGGGAGGAGAUAAGAAACUCAAACCUGAAUAUGAUAUCAUGAUGAAGGUAAAGAACUGGGUGGUGGAUGAGAAGAAGCACGUCCGAUUUUACCAUGACUGGAAUGACAAAGAGAUCGAGGUUUUGAACAAAUACCUUUUUCUGACAUCUAAACCCAUGAUCUACCUGGUUAAUCUUUCAGAGAAGGAUUACAUCAGAAAAAAGAACAAGUGGUUGGCAAAAAUCAAAGAAUGGGUAGACGUUCAUGAUCCUGGUGCCAUGGUCAUUCCCCUGAGUGGAGCUUUGGAGUCCAAACUGCUGGACAUGGAGGAGGAGGACAGGGAUAAGUAUUGCGAGGAACAAAAAACACAAAGUGUUUUGACCAAAAUAAUAAAGACUGGUUAUGCCGCGCUGCAGCUGGAAUACUUCUUCACAGCGGGGCCAGAUGAGGUGCGAGCGUGGACCAUCAGGAAAGGUGCCAAAGCUCCUCAGGCUGCAGGAAAAAUCCACACAGACUUUGAGAAAGGCUUCAUCAUGGCUGAGGUGAUGAAGUACUCCGACUUUAAAGAGGAGGGCAGCGAAAGUGCAGUUAAGGCUGCUGGGAAAUACAGACAACAGGGCAGGAACUACACCGUGGAGGACGGCGACAUUAUCUUUUUCAAAUUCAACACACCCAACGCACCCAAGAAGAAAUAACAGCCUUUUUACCUGGGGAGGAACUCUCAGUACAGUCUAGUUGAAUCCCAAGGAGUUGUGCGGUGUUGGUUUUCACUCUUCUCUUUUGAAUUUUGAGUGGUCGUGGUUCUGAGAACAGGUAAACGGACUUCCAAUUUCCAAACCAAACCUGUCCGUCUGUCACUUAAACUGUUUAACUCUACAGUCUGAGGGAACAACUUAGGUGAGCUAAGAGUGUGAGUAUAAAUUUAGUGUGGUAGAAAGGAAGCCACUGUUUGUUCUGAAGUUCCUGACUAUCAUGAAGGUCAUCUGCUUUUCUUUUUCUGUUCAUUUGUAAGUAUUUAAGACCAAAUGCUCGCCAUGAAUUGACACCAGAAUGAUCAAAUAAGUUUUAUUCAGCCGUUUUCUUUUCCAAGCUCACUUCUUCUGAUCUCCUUUAUUACAUUUCGAUUGUGACUCAGUUGAUUUAGCAAAUUUUAAAAUAAAUAACCAAUAAAACGUCACAGAAUUAUUAUUAUUUUUUUUUAUAUAGAAAAGAAUGAAAACCAUCAUUCCUUGUAUGGCUGAGGAAAAUGCUGUGCUAUGAGUUUUUAAAAGAGCAAGUCUGGCCUUCCAAGCAGUGCUUGAUCAAAUGCCCAAACUGAAAUGUUAGAUAAGCUGCUUUUAUGGACUCCUUUUUGGUUUAGAAGAAAAACACUUUUUCACGUUAACCUCACCCGGCCGGUUGGGUCUGUAUCGGACUGCAGAACAGAAAAGCCACUGAUGUAGGUUCUGGCUGCAUCCGCUGUGUGAAUGUGUUUAUUUACGCUCGAUCACCUUUCAAACCUCCUGGCACAUCCUGGAUUCAAAUGGAGAAAAAAAAAAGUAAUGUCAGCUGAUCAAGGUGCAUGUGCCAAUAAAAAAGAGGGAACAAAA